Vigna angularis (adzuki bean) is the source of this 858-nucleotide messenger RNA. RefSeq names its product mini zinc finger protein 2. The coding region runs from base 94 to 360 and encodes 88 amino acids. Gene Ontology annotation, biological process: regulation of DNA-templated transcription; regulation of developmental process. Lineage: Eukaryota; Viridiplantae; Streptophyta; Magnoliopsida; Fabales; Fabaceae. The transcript has 2 exons. Gene Ontology annotation, molecular function: transcription cis-regulatory region binding; DNA-binding transcription factor activity. Gene Ontology annotation, cellular component: nucleus. The record is from RefSeq and is a predicted model, not a curated record.
AUUGAAAGAGUACAUCAAGUUCAUCUUUUAUAAAUACACUGCUAGGGUUAGGGCUCUGCAUAUCCAGUCCAAGUGAAAGGGAAGAGAAGAAGGAUGAGGAAGCGGCAGGUGGUUGUGAGAAGAGAGGAGCCUCAGAGAAGUGUUAGGAGUGUGAAGUAUGGUGAGUGCCAGAAGAAUCAUGCAGCAAAUGUUGGAGGGUAUGCUGUUGAUGGUUGCAGAGAGUUCAUGGCAAGUGGUGGAGAAGGGACAACUGCUGCUCUCACUUGUGCUGCAUGUGGCUGCCACAGGAACUUCCACAAGAGACAGGUGGAAACUGAAGUUGUGUGUGAGUGCUCCUCACCUCCCUCCAUUGGCACAUGAGAGCUUUUUAUACAUACACCUCAACAAUUAUGCAACUAUUCCUCUCUUGUAAUAUAUUUUGUGGACUUAAUUUGCUUUUACUUCUUAAGUAUUGAGGUUUUACCACACUUCUGAACUCCUAUCAAUAUAUAUAUAUAUAUAUAUCUAUACAUAUAUAUAUAUGUUCUAGAGUAGAAACCAUGUGAUUUUGAGGUUGAUGUGUCUAAAGAGAAAAGACAAAGGGUAAUGACAACUCACAGGGUUGUUUUUGUGAUGUAUGUCUGAAAGUUUCAUCAUCUUCACUUCUUACAUGUUUGGUUUAACUAGUUCUGAACAAAUAUAUGAUUUAAUGUUUUUUGUCUCAGAAAAAAAAAAGCACUUAAUCAUAUAUUUCUCAGAAACAGUUCUGCCAAAGGUGUAAAUUACUCUCUUAAGCAUGUUUGUGUAAGGAUUUGCUUAGUGGGUGAAUCAGUUGUCAAUUUGAAAUGGGAUGAGAAAAAUUGGUUUUGGUUUCUUUGA